AUGACUUGUUUGAUACUUUUAUUGUUAACUAUUGUACUUUCUCAAUCUGAGAAGACAAGCUGUGUUUCUCCUUAUUACUUUUCACCAUUAUCAAGUGUCGAGAGUUCAAUAACACUAACCCCUGAACAGUUUAGUUUACAAACUAUAAAUUGUAAUGGUCAAACGCAAGGAAAUGGAUUAUGGAUUGAUAUUGCUAAUCACUAUGAUUUUACUCUUACUUUUCAAAUCCUUGCCUCUGAAGAUAUCACAAUGCAAUAUUAUGCUGAUUGUUCAUCUGUAUGUCAAGCUGAUAAUAAAGAAACUUUUCUUGUUCUUACUGGAGGACAUCAUCAACUAGUUUAUGUUUCUUUUAAUACUCCAUAUAAUACUAUUUUCUUUUAUCCUAUUUCACAAGGUACAGUAAACAAUCCAAUUGAGGUAAGUGAUCCAUUUCCAAAAUCAAUAGAUACUACUCUAUCAAUAAAAGAUGAGAAUGGUAUUUAUCGAUCUUUAGUGCUUUUAACUGUUAAAGAACAUUGGAAAUAUGGAAUUAAUAUUACUUCAACAUUACCUAUUACAACUCAAAUUCAAAGUUCUUCCAUUUCUUUUAAUAAAACAUUCACUGGUCAAUAUAUUGAAUUUGAUAGCGAACAAGAUAAUACACAAUUCCUUAUUUCGUUCAUUAGUCCAUCUAUUACAGUUAUUAAAGUUACGUUUAAUCAAACAUUCUUCCUUCCUACUUCAAUUAAAGAAAUUAAUAUAUGUCCUUAUAUUAGAUAUGAAACUGUUCCAUCUUCAUCACUUCCUGGUUCAACUGAAAUUUUUGGUUAUAACUACCAAAUUAAUCCUCUACCAAAUCAUCAAUAUUUUAUUGACUUGUGUUCUUCUUCAGACACUAACAUUACUUUUGAUUUCUUAUCUUCUUAUUACAAAAUUAAAUCUAUGCCAUGUAUUUCUUCAAAUGGACUUAAGUACAGUUUUAAUACUUCAGAGUCUGUUAAUCCAUUUUUAUUUAGAAUAGGUUUUACUUCAGUAAGUCCAAAUGCUCGUACAUUUGUUCUUCAAGUACAUAAUCAAAAAUUAGAUAGCUCAUCAUCGUCAUCAAAAAUAAUACUUACUGUAGUUAUUACUUCUAUUUUACUUGUUCUUUUAUGCCUUAUUAUUGUUACUAUUAUCUGUGUUUUAUGCUUAAUAAAAAAGAAAUCAAAAUAUGCCUCAAUCGGAGAAGAGGAAGAAGUAUAUCCAACAAUUAUUACUGCUUAA
This is a messenger RNA of Entamoeba dispar SAW760, 1242 nucleotides long. RefSeq lists its product as uncharacterized. Bases 1 to 1242 code for a protein of 413 amino acids. The record is from RefSeq and is a predicted model, not a curated record. The transcript has a single exon. NCBI's taxonomy places the organism in Eukaryota, Evosea, Mastigamoebida, Endamoebidae.